Prunus armeniaca (apricot) is the source of this 3795-nucleotide messenger RNA. Lineage: Eukaryota; Viridiplantae; Streptophyta; Magnoliopsida; Rosales; Rosaceae. The record is from the annotation of a GenBank genome assembly.
AUGGGGGUUGGUGAUUUUUUCAUCCCUCAUGGAGGUAGCACCACCGACUCCUUCUCUCCUUCUCAACCAACCAUAUCCGAGUUGAGUGCCCAAAUGGCUCAACUCCUACAGAUGCAGACUUUGGCCCCGAAUCUAAUCCUGAAUCAGGAUCCUCUUUUAACGACCCCGACUAUGACGACGACGAUGACCUCGACUCUGACUCCGACUCCGACAACGACCUCGACCCCCACUUCGAUGAUGACUCCGACCCCGACCCCGACCUCGAAUUUGUCUUUGAUUCAGACCCCGAUCCCGACUUCGACUCCGACUCCGACCCCGACUCAGGCUCAGAUCCCGAUCCGAAUUCCUACAAAACCUGUAUCCUAUACAUCUUCCGCUGCACAGAUUAUGACUUCUCGACUAACGACCCCGACACAUGGACCAGAUUGCGAAUUUUGUGGUGAUCCAAGACACACUCGUGAGACUUGUUUUAAAUUGCAUGGCUAUCCCGAUUGGUGGGCUACUCUUAAAGAUCGAGGACAACGCAAUACGACCAGUAAUGGUACUGGUUAUGGAUUCCAUAUUUCUGCUAAGAUUGAUUCCAAGAGUUGGAUAAUUGAUUCCGGUGCAACUGAUCAUAUGACGUUUGAUCCUGAUGAUUUUCUGAAUACUACACAACCUCGACGAACCUGUAUUGCAAAUGCCAAUGGUGUUACUUAUCCUGUGACAGGAGCUGGCACUGUUGCACUCUCAUCCUCUCUCACACUGUCUAAUACUUUACUUGUUCCAUCUUUAUCCACUAAAUUGUUGUCCGUUAGUCAGCUUACUGAACAAUUGAAUUGUUGUGUACUCAUUUACCCGAGUUUUUGUUUGCUUCAGGAUAUUCACACUAAGGAGAUUCUUGGUCGUGGUACUAAGAGAGGGGGGCUAUAUUAUGUCGAUGACUUCAGUCCUGGCAUGGCUAACAAUGUGACGCAUCCCUUUGAUAGCAAACAAAAGCAUAUCUGGUUGUGGCACCGUCGAUUGGGACAUCCGUCUUUUAGUUAUAUGAAGCAUCUUAUACUAGAUUUAUUCUCAGGUUUCAAGGACUCCGACUCCACAUGUGAUACUUGUAUUUUGGCCAAGAGUCACCGUGUGCCCUACCCGUUGAGUACGAACAAGUGUACUACUCCAUUUACGUUAAUUCACUCUGAUGUCUGGGGACCUUCACCUAUCACUGCUCCUUCUGGUGUUCGAUGGUUUGUCACAUUCAUAGAUGAUUGUACACGGAUGACAUGGCUUUAUUUCCUGAAGAAUAAAAAUGAAGUGUUUUCCCGGUUUCAGUCCUUCCACAAACAGAUGAAAACUCAGUUUAAUGCUCAAAUCCAGAUUCUUCGCUCUGACAAUGGUGGAGAAUUUGUCAAUCAUGACUUUCAGACUUACUUCCAACAACAUGGAAUUAUCCAUGAGACGACUUGGCCUCAGACACCGCAACAAAAUGGUGUUGCUGAACGAAAGAACCGACAUCUUCUUGAAACCGCUCGAGCACUUCUAAUUGGAGCUCAUGUUCCUCGCCAUCACUGGGAUGAUGCUAUUGUCACUGCAGUUCACCUAAUCAACCGCAUGCCUUCUGGUGUAUUGACCUUUAAAACUCCCUUACAGGUGCUUGCGCAACACAAACCUCUGCCCUCUGUUUUGAAAGGCUACCGUUGUUAUCACCCUCCUACCCGACGUACCUAUGUCACUUUGGAUGUGACCUUUCUAGAAUCUGAGCUGUUCUUCCAUGACCCAUCAUCCAAUUCUACGCUUCAGGGGGAGAUACGAAGUGAAGAGCAGAAUUUGAGCAACUUGGAAAACGAAAAAAUUCUCCUAUGUACAGAAAUGAUUGAUCAUCCUGAGUCUAGAGCACAAGAUUACUCUAUGCCGAAAAGUGACCAAUCGCCCAUUCAUAGCGAUCAAUUACCUGACCCACCUGAUCCAUACGAAGAUAUUUCUGAUCCGAGUCUCACACCUACAGACAAUACAGAACAACAAGAUGAAGACCCCCCCUCUAACUCAACAGUACCAACAGACCAAUCUCCUGAGAAUAUCCUUGAGGUAACUACUCCUACUAGACUUGUGCAUUUAGAGGAUAAAACUAUUGGAUAUCAAUUACCUUUCAGGCAAAAUCUUGGGAAGCCACCAAACCGCUAUUCACCUGAUAUUGGCAAAACAUCCAAGUAUCCAAUUGCAAAUCAUGUAUCCACUGAGAAGCUGUCUGAACCACUCAAGGCUUUUGUGCAUCAGUUGUCUGCUAUCCAUAUUCCAACCAAGGUAUCUGAAGCAUUGAAAGAUCCUAAGUGGGUCCAAGCUAUAAAAGAGGAGAUGAAAGCUCUUGAGAAAAAUCAGACUUGGACAUUGGAGACUAUACCACGAGGAAAAAAGACUAUCGGAUGUAGAUGGGUGUUUACUAUAAAACACAAUGCAGAUGGAUCUAUCGAGCGAUACAAGGCAAGACUUGUGGCAAAAGGGUACACACAGACCUAUGGUAUAGACUAUGAAGAAACCUUUGCUCCAGUUGCAAAGUUAAACACUGUCAGAGUCUUAUUGUCCCUUGCAGCUAAUUUGGAUUGGCCACUACACCAAUUUGAUGUAAAGAAUGCUUUUCUACAUGGCGAACUCACGGAGGAGGUGUACAUGGACAUUCCUCCUGGUUAUAAUACUACUCAGACUGGAACAGUUUGCAGGUUACGAAAAGCAUUAUAUGGGUUGAAACAGUCACCACGUGCAUGGUUUGGACGGUUCACCAUGGCAAUGAAGAACAAUGGUUUCAAACAGUGCAACUCCGAUCAUACUCUGUUCUUGAAACAUCGGAAAGGGAAGGUAACAGCAUUAAUAAUUUAUGUUGAUGAUAUGAUUAUUACUGGGAAUGAUAAACAGGAAAUAUCACAGCUACAAGACUAUCUGGCUACAGAGUUUGAAAUGAAGGAUCUAGGUGGACUCAAGUAUUUCUUGGGAAUUGAGGUGGCUCGAUCGCAGCAAGGCAUAUUUCUCUCUCAAAGGAAAUAUGUCUUGGACUUGUUGACAGACACAGGAAUGCUAGAUUGCAAACCUGCGGACACUCCUAUUGUUCAGAAUCAUCAUCUUGGAGAAUAUCCGGAUCAAGUUCCAACUAACAAAGAAAGAUACCAAAGGUUAGUGGGAAGAUUGAUCUAUUUGUCACAUACUCGACCAGACAUUGCUUAUGCAGUGAGCGUUGUCAGUCAAUUUAUGCACUCUCCAAGUGAAGACCACAUGAAUGCAAUUCUUCGGAUACUUAGAUAUUUGAAGUCUGCACCUGGAAAAGGACUUAUGUUCUCAAAGCAUGGUCAUCUAAAUAUUGAUGGUUAUUCAGAUGCAGAUUGGGCAGGUAAUGUAACAGAUAGAAAAUCCACAUCGGGUUACUUCACAUUCGUGGGAGGUAAUUUGGUGACAUGGAGAAGCAAGAAACAGAAUGUAGUAGCUUUAUCCAGUGCAAAAGCCGAGUUCAGAGGCAUGACUAAAGGGAUUUGUGAACUUCUUUGGUUAAGAAAGUUGCUUACUGAACUUGGGUAUAAACCUACAUCUACAAUGAAUCUCUUUUGUGACAACAAGGCUGCUAUAGCCAUUGCACAGAAUCCGGUUCAGCAUGAUCGUACUAAACAUGUUGAGGUGGAUCGACACUUCAUCAAACAGAAGCUUGAGGCUAAAGUGUUUCAGUUUCCUUUUGUGAAAUCCGAGGAUCAAUUGGCGGAUAUUUUGACAAAGGCGAUUUCCAGUAAAGCAUUCCACAAUUCACUGGAUCAGUUGGGCAUUGGCGACAUCUAUGCACCAACGUGA